UGGCGGCAAAAAGUGAACUUACUCGUUGAGAGAGUUGAAAUAAGGUGUAAAAAUGAGUUUGUCGACACAACAAGCUGAUAAUGACAGCCAGUAUUUAAUGGUCGCUAAAUUAGACAACGCCAGACAUGUUUCAACAAUACUCAAAGCCAUUCAUUUUAAAGAUACAGCUACAAUUUUUGCCAGUCCGAUGGGGUUAAAGGUCACAACAGAAGAUGCUAAGUGUGUUCAAGCCAAUGCCUUUAUACAGGAAGCCAUUUUUCAUGAAUUUACCAUCAAGGAAGAACAGACCAUCUUUAAGAUAAAUCUUACGGUUUUAUUGGAAUGUUUGACUAUAUUUGGUAACAGUAGUGUACCAGGUGUCACUACUAGUUUAAAGAUGUGUUAUGCUGGUUACGGUCAGCCAUUAUUACUCAUAUUAGAAGAAGACAGUGUUGUAACUGAUUGUAGUAUUAAAACUUUAGAACCAGAUGAGGUGCUGGACUUUGAUUUCUGUAGCACAAAUGUAAUCAAUAAAAUCAUAAUGAAGUCAGAAUGUUUAAAAGAAGUAUUUAGUGAAUUAGAUAUGACCAGUGAAAUAUUACAGAUAUUAAUGUCUCCAGAUGCCCCGUAUUUUCAACUCUCGACUUUUGGUAAUUCAGGCAGCACACAGUCUGAUUUUUCUAAAGAAUCUGAUAUGGUUGAAUCAUUUCAAUGUACAAAAACACAAACAAACAGAUAUAAAAUCUCCUUAUUAAAGCCAACUGUGAAAGCUUUAGGUCUAUCAACACGUAUUUCAAUACGAACUGAUAAUCGUGGUUUCCUCUCGCUUCAAUAUAUGAUUAAAAAUGAAGAUAAUCAAGUUUGCUUCGUAGAGUUUUACUGUGCUCCUGAUGAAGAAUUAGAUGAUGAUCCAGGACAUUAAUAUCAUCACCACCAUCUAACAGAUGAUGAACCAAGACAUUAAUAUCAUCACCACCAUCUAACAGAUGAUGAACCAAGACAUUAAUAUCAUCACCACCAUCUAACAGAUGAUGAACCAAGACAUUAAUCUAACAGAAGGCUAAAGUAUCAGGCACAGAAGUUGAAAAAUUUUAAAAUAUCGUGAUAGUAUUCUGAGGUCAAGUCCAGUUUAAAUCAUGAUAAACAAUAUCUUCUGUUAGCCAGUUUGGAUUCAAUAAUAAUGGUGGUGUUUAUUUCCGUAUGGAAACCUACCUCAAGCCUUAGGGCGUAUACCCACAUGGGAAUAUCUGACCUCUCCAGUGUUGUUUAUUUCCAUAUAGAAAAUUUGUGUAUAGAGAAUACUGGAAUAUGGAAACCUACCCCCCCCCCCCCCAAGCUUUACGGUGUAUGACCCACAUGGGAAUGUCUGACCUCUCCGAGCUCCCAACAAUAAUUGUUCCUGCUAAUUGAGAGGUAUGGACAGAUAUCGAAAUGACCAGAAAUUGUUUUUUCCGGAAACUCUAUCUUGUAGUGUUACUUUUAUUUAUUGUUAGGAAUCAAUUCUGUAAUUGGAAUAUGGCAGCUUAAGAUCCCCUGAAGGGAUUUUUGGAGUUAAUCAGUAUUUUCCAACUAAAGAAAAAAACCUAUCAGGUAUAGAAAGUCCCAGUCUGAUGGCUUUGUACACAAGACAAGAAUCACUUUUCGUAUAUUCCUUUUAUUUAUGUAAAAAAUCUACAUAAAUGAAAUCAAUUAAUAAGCACUAAUUAAUUAUAUUUGGCAUUUACAAUUAUACUAUAUGUAUAACAUGAUAAAGAAAAACAAAUUUUUAUAGAGAAAAUCUUAACAAUAUGCUUUAAUAACAUUCUAUCAAACAUGUAUGUAAGCUUGGACGUAAGGCACUGUUAUAGACAUUGUCAGACACAAAUUAUCACAAAACAUGUAUAUAUAUAUACUAAGUCUGGACAAAGGAAAUUAUCACACAUAUUCCCUGCCGUGUUUCGUUUGAUUAAGAGCUAAUCCCACUAAACACUGCUUUAAUGGAAGCAAAUUUUCGUUCCAAAUUAUGACUGGUCAAUAGUCCAAUUAACAACCAAUAGCUAACUGCCUAACAAUAUGAUUAUGCUUUAAACAUAGCUCCACAUUGGACCAAAUAUGUUUACAUAACGUUACGUCAUGACUCGCAUUUUUCUAUUAUGCCCAAUUAAACAGUGCGUAGUGGAAUAUUUCAGAAAAACUAAUUGUGUGACAAACAAGGCUAUCAACUCUGAUACAAUGUAAACAAUACUGUAUGGAGAUGAACAAGACUUUCACCAUUUUUUAAUACCUUAAAUCACUGUCCAAAGUUUUAGGGAAGACCCCCAGAUUAAACAAAGGGCUGUCAUGUUGCUGUACUUGGGAUAGAUUUGAUUGAAUGGGAAGAAUAGACACACUUCCUCAAAAGCUCAAGUAUCAGAUGCCAAUCCAGCAAUGGGUAGAGAGGGAUUUCUCGGGCCAUUGCUUCAGGAGACGAAACCUGAAUUUGUGUUUGACAAUGUUUGUGACAGGUGCCUUAUGUGCUUGCGUGUAUGCCUAAAAUCAAGACAUGUCUCAAUUAUUGCGUUUGAAGGUGCUGGAUUGACUUCCAUGGAGAACUUGGAGAUCUCGAAUUUUGAUCUAGGAGUGUUUUUUGACAAGCACCUUUUUAUUAAUAGUUUCAUUCAAUUAAUCAGUAAACAUGGCCCAUGUUAGGGUUUAUCAAAAAUUUAUGCAAAGAGAGAGACAGAGCGAAAUAGGGUUUAAUGUCCAUUCGACACAAACUAACUCUAAUUUUGGGUUAUGGUUCAAUUUCAUUUUCAAUAAUUUGCUUGGCCUUUCGCAGUGGUGGGGAUAAAACUCACAAGGUUGGACCAACGACCUUACUCCUUGUCACGUACAAGUGCAAGCUGGGAAUCGCAAUCGCACCUUAUGGUCUAAUGGUACAAAAAGCUUUAAGAUCAUCAUAAACAAAUGUACAUUGUAUAGACACCCAUGCUGUGAAUAUGUCAUUAUGCUGGGUCAAUGUUUUUAUGUAAUAAUUAUUUAUUGAUAAUGUUAAACAAUAAACUGUUUC
Patella vulgata (common limpet) is the source of this 3007-nucleotide messenger RNA. RefSeq names its product cell cycle checkpoint protein RAD1. NCBI's taxonomy places the organism in Eukaryota, Metazoa, Mollusca, Gastropoda, Patellidae. The transcript is spliced from 8 exons. Gene Ontology annotation, molecular function: 3'-5' exonuclease activity. The coding region runs from base 53 to 901 and encodes 282 amino acids. Gene Ontology annotation, biological process: DNA repair; DNA damage checkpoint signaling. The record is from RefSeq and is a predicted model, not a curated record. Gene Ontology annotation, cellular component: nucleus; checkpoint clamp complex.